GGCUGGCAUUCACGUGUGAACGCAACUGUCAGCUGUUUGCUGCAAAAUGCGUUUGUUGUUACACAGCCAGUGCUGUCCAAUGUGCGGUUUUGAUAAAAAAGAAGGAAAAAAGAAACAGACAACGAGACAUUCAUAAUAAUAUUAGUACGCACUUGCAAGCAGCAAAAACAACAACGGCCGUCAACAUUUUGAAACGUACACUGGCAGAAAAGUUGUGGUCGCUGUCGCUGUCGCUGUUCUCGACAUUCAGUCGAAGAAGAAAAAUGUACAGCUGUUCGCUGUUCGCAGAUGAGUCCAAUUAUCAGCCGGACACGCUGGAUCUCAAUACAGAUGCCAAGGCGGCUGAUUAUUGGUUUCCCUGCUUUCGCGAACUGGUCACCAAAUAUGCCAAGCAGGCUGCGGUCAGCAGCAGCAGUCAAUGUGAUGGUGAUGAUGCUGAUGAUGCCGCACAGCGUGCAGCACAAUUUCAAGCUGCCUACUUGGGGCAGUUGCAAGACUAUCAGGAUAACAUCGCCAACAAUCGGGGCAAAGUUGUGCUGGGCACCAGCGAGCUGCUCAAGCUGAACGAGACAAUGUUGCGUCGCUUUGGCUUCUCGGAUCCCUGGCGGCGUCAGAAGCAGCAGGAGAAUGCUUCGGCCAAGGGCAGACUCAAGCAGCGACUGCAGGAGAUCGAUGCCAUUACGGAUGGGGAUGCACGCUGGACGGAACUGGUGCGUGGUGUGCUCGCUGGCAACAUGUUCGAUUGGGGUGCGCAGGCAGUGGCCACCAUACUCGAGCAGGAUAGCAAUUUUGGACUGCAUGCGGCGCUCGAGCGAAUCGAGCAGCGGCCGUGGCUGCUGGAUAAUCUGGAUGCGUGGCUGCAACGCAUGCGGAAUAGUCCAGAGCAGCAGGCACACAAAUGCGCUGUGGUCUUUGUGGACAACAGUGGUGUCGAUGUUGUCCUGGGCAUAUUGCCCUUUGUGCGGGAACUGUUGAGGCGCGGCACAAAGGUGCUGCUCUGUGCGAACAGCGAACCCUCGCUGAACGAUGUGACCAGCGUGGAAUUAAGUUUGCUGCUCGACGAAUGCGCCUGCGAGUGCAGCAUUUUGGCGCACGCCUGGCUACACAGCCAGCGGCUGCUCGUCUAUGCGAAUGGACAGAGUGGUCCGUGUCUGGAUAUGCGCACAUUGCCGCGCGAGCUGUGCGAUGCCAUCACUGCCAAUGAGACUGAUCUGCUUGUCAUCGAGGGCAUGGGCCGAGCACUGCACACCAACCUGAAUGCCCAAUUCAAAUGCGAAACCUUAAAAUUAGCCGUUGUAAAGAAUCGGUGGCUGGCCAAAUAUUUGGGUGGCGAUAAGAUGUUUCCCGUGAUUUGCAAAUACGAGGAGCACAGAUAGUGGAUAGUUUUAUAUAUAUCUAUAUAUGUAUGAAUACUGAUUGUUAUGCUCUGCAUUGUUUUCAAAUUAUUGUUAUUGUUUAUAAUCCCCAUCCCAAUUCCAAUGCCAACAACAAAUUGAGAUUCAGUUUCAAGUCACUUUGUAUUUUGUCUAGCUAUAUAAAAUGGCAACGAGCCACCUGUAAACAGAACUGUAAUUCUUUUUUUUUAUAUACUUAUAUUAAUUACUAUCAUAAAGUUGCAAUAUAAAAUUUCUGUUAUUUCUCAUAA
Messenger RNA from Drosophila grimshawi, 1645 nucleotides. Its product is annotated as 4'-phosphopantetheine phosphatase. Gene Ontology annotation, biological process: coenzyme A biosynthetic process. Gene Ontology annotation, cellular component: cytosol; nucleus. Lineage: Eukaryota; Metazoa; Arthropoda; Insecta; Diptera; Drosophilidae. The coding region runs from base 264 to 1376 and encodes 370 amino acids. The transcript has a single exon. Gene Ontology annotation, molecular function: ATP binding; pantothenate kinase activity. The record is from RefSeq and is a predicted model, not a curated record.